Messenger RNA from Saimiri boliviensis boliviensis (Bolivian squirrel monkey), 4665 nucleotides. It is a transcript of the gene ACVR1B, whose product is annotated as activin A receptor type 1B. NCBI's taxonomy places the organism in Eukaryota, Metazoa, Chordata, Mammalia, Primates, Cebidae. Gene Ontology annotation, cellular component: plasma membrane; signaling receptor complex. Gene Ontology annotation, molecular function: ATP binding; transmembrane receptor protein serine/threonine kinase activity. Gene Ontology annotation, biological process: cell surface receptor protein serine/threonine kinase signaling pathway; cellular response to growth factor stimulus; protein phosphorylation. The record is from RefSeq and is a predicted model, not a curated record.
CGGUCGCGGCGCCGGCUCCGCCGGGAGCGCACGUGCCGGCGCCGGGCGGAGAAGAGGGAGGCGGGAGCCGGGCCGCGGGAGGAGGGGAGGCGCCGGAGGCGCGCGCGCGCGCUGGGCGCUGCUGGGCUGCGGCGGCGGCGACGGCGGCGGCGGUUACUAUGGCGGAGUCGGCCGGAGCCUCCUCCUUCUUCCCCCUUGUUGUCCUCCUGCUCUCCGGCAGCGGCGGGUCCGGGCCCCGGGGGAUCCAGGCUCUGCUGUGUGCGUGCACCAACUGCCUCCAGGCCAACUACACGUGUGAGACAGAUGGGGCCUGCAUGGUUUCCAUUUUCAACCUGGAUGGGAUGGAGCACCAUGUCCGCACCUGCAUCCCCAAAGUGGAGCUGGUCCCUGCCGGGAAGCCCUUCUACUGCCUCAGCUCGGAGGACCUGCGCAACACCCACUGCUGCUACACUGACUACUGCAACAGGAUCGACUUGAGGGUGCCCAGUGGUCACCUCAAGGAGCCUGAGCACCCAUCCAUGUGGGGCCCGGUGGAGCUGGUAGGCAUCAUCGCUGGCCCGGUGUUCCUCCUGUUCCUCAUCAUCAUCAUUGUUUUCCUUGUCAUUAACUAUCAUCAGCGUGUCUAUCACAACCGCCAGAGACUGGACAUGGAAGAUCCCUCAUGUGAGAUGUGCCUCUCCAAAGACAAGACGCUCCAGGAUCUUGUCUAUGAUCUCUCCACCUCAGGGUCUGGCUCAGGGUUACCCCUCUUUGUCCAGCGCACUGUGGCCCGAACCAUCGUUUUACAGGAGAUUAUUGGCAAGGGUCGAUUUGGGGAAGUAUGGCGUGGCCGCUGGAGGGGUGGUGAUGUGGCUGUGAAAAUAUUCUCUUCUCGUGAAGAACGGUCUUGGUUCCGGGAAGCAGAGAUAUACCAGACGGUCAUGCUGCGCCAUGAAAACAUCCUUGGAUUUAUUGCCGCUGACAAUAAAGAUAAUGGCACCUGGACGCAACUGUGGCUUGUCUCUGACUAUCAUGAGCACGGGUCCCUGUUUGAUUAUCUGAACCGGUACACAGUGACAAUCGAGGGGAUGAUUAAGCUGGCCUUGUCUGCUGCCAGUGGGCUGGCCCAUCUGCACAUGGAGAUCGUGGGCACCCAAGGGAAGCCUGGAAUUGCUCAUCGAGACUUAAAGUCAAAGAACAUUCUGGUGAAGAAAAAUGGCAUGUGUGCCAUAGCAGACCUGGGCCUGGCUGUCCGUCACGAUGCAGUCACUGACACCAUCGACAUUGCCCCGAAUCAGAGGGUGGGAACCAAACGAUACAUGGCCCCUGAAGUACUUGAUGAAACCAUUAAUAUGAAACACUUUGACUCCUUUAAAUGUGCUGAUAUUUAUGCCCUUGGGCUCGUAUAUUGGGAGAUUGCUCGAAGAUGCAAUUCUGGAGGAGUCCAUGAAGAAUAUCAGCUGCCAUAUUACGACUUAGUGCCCUCUGACCCUUCCAUUGAGGAAAUGCGAAAGGUCGUAUGUGAUCAGAAGCUGCGUCCCAACAUCCCCAAUUGGUGGCAGAGUUAUGAGGCGCUGCGGGUGAUGGGGAAGAUGAUGCGAGAGUGUUGGUAUGCGAACGGCGCCGCCCGCCUGACGGCCCUGCGCAUCAAGAAGACCCUCUCCCAGCUCAGUGUGCAGGAAGACGUGAAGAUCUAACUGCUCCCUCUCUCCGCACGGAGCUCCUGGCAGCGAGAACUACGCACAGCUGCCGCGUCGAGCGUACGAUGGAGGCCUACCUCUCGUUUCUGCCCAGCCCUCAGUGGCCAGGAGCCCUGGCCCACAAGAGGGACAGAGCCCGGGAGACUCGCUCACUCCCAUGUUGGGUUUGAGACAGACACCUUUUCUAUUUACCUCCUAAUGGCAUGGAGACUCUGAGAGCAAAUUAUGUGGAGAACUCAAUGCCACAACUCGAACUGGUUGUAGUGGGAAGGCCCGCGAAACCCGGUGCAUCUGGCAUGUGGCCAGGAGCGGUGAAGGGGGCCUGGGAGGGGCCAGGAGGAGCCGAGGUGUUGCCAGUGCUAAGCCGCGCUGAGGGUUUCCUUCAGGGACCAGCCCACAGCAGCCCAAGGUGGCCCAGAGGAGCCAGAAGUGCAGCAACCCCUCUCACAGGCGGCUCUGAGCCGCGCGCUCCCCGCCUCCCUGGGAUGGACACCUGAGGGGACUGCCAGUGGAGACGGAAUCUGCCGCUUGUCUGUCCAGCCGUGUGUGCAUGUGCCGAGGUGCGUCCCCCGUUGUGCCUGGUUUGUGCCAUGCCCUUACACGUGUGUGUGAGUGUGUGUGUGUCUAGGUGUGCACUUACCUGCUUGAGCUUUUCUGUGCAUGUGCAGGUCGGGGGUGUGGUCGUCAUGCUGUCCGUGCGUGCUGGUGCCUCUUUUCAGUAGUGAGCAGCAUCUAGUUUCCCUGGUGCCCUUCCCUGGAGGUCUCUCCCUCCCCCAGAGCCUCUCAUGCCACAGUGGUACUCUGUGUCCAGCAGGCUGCUCUGCCCACCCCAGCGUCAGCACAGCUCUCCUCCUCCAUCGCUGACUGUGGAACCAAAGCUGGCCCAGUUGUCCGUGACAGAAGAGGCUGUUGGGCCAAAAUGUGAGGGAGGCAGGUGGGAUUGGGCAGGGAAGGAAUCGUGGCAGAAGUCGGGUGUCAUUGUCAGUGUCAGCCGUGGGAAAUGAGCCAGCCCAAGGGCAUCAUCCUCAGCAGCAUCGAGGAAGGGCCGAGGAAUGUGAAGCCAGAUCUCGGGACUCAGAUUGGAAUGCCACAUCUGUCUUUCAUCUCCCAGAUCCUGGAAACAGCAGUGUAUAUUUUUGGUGGUGGUGGUGGGUUUGGGGGGGAAAGGGAAGGGCGGGCAAGGAGUGGGGAGGGCGUCUGGGGUGGGAGGGAGGCAUCUGCAUGGGUCUUUUACUGGACUGUCUGAUCAGGGUGGAGGGAAGGUGAGAGGUUUGCAUCCACUUCAGGAGCCCUUCUAAAGGGAAUGGCCUGAGCCAAACACAUUAUUUAACCUGAGUAUAGUAUUUAAUGAAGCCUAGAAGCACGGCUGUGGGUGAUUUGGUCAGCAUAUCUUAGGUGUAUAAUAACUUUAAAGCCAUAACUUUUAACUGGAGUGGUUUGAUUUCUUUUUUUUAAUUUUAUUGGGAGGGUUUGGAUUUUAACUUUUUUUAAUGUUAAAUAUUAAGUUUUUGUAAAAGGAAAACCAUCUCUCUGAUUACCUCUCAAUCUAUUUGUUUUUAAAGAAAUCCCUAAAAAAAAAAAAAAAAAAAAAAAAAAAAAAAUUCUCCAAUCAAACGCACAUAGCUCAAUCACACUGGAAAUGUUUGUCCUUGCACCUGAGCCUGUUCCCUCUCAGCAGUGAGAUUUCCUCUUUGCCCCGUGGCUCAGUCUAUCUGGAAUAUUGUCCCCGACCCCACCCAAUUCCAUGAGUGGUUUUUGCUCUAGGGUCCUUUUGCGCACUGUCCAGCUGGUUGCACCCUCUCCAGGCAUUUCUUCGACAAAUGUGUGUGAAGUGCCUGCUGGGUGCCAGGUGCUGGGAAUACAUCUGUGAACAAGACGUGCUUGGGUCCUACUCCUGGAGCACUGAAAAAAAGAGCUGAUUCAAGUUAAGUAGGUGCCUGUUUUGAGACCAGAAGGUUUCAUAAUUGGUUCUACAACCCUUUUGAGCCUAGAAUUACUGUUCUUAUGUAAGAUCACUGAAGAAAGAGGAACCCCCACAACCCCCUCCGCAAAGAGACCAGAGGCAGGUGAUGAGACCUGGGGUUUAGAACCUCAGGUGAGACCCCAAAUCACUGCAUUCGUUCUGAGCCCCCUUCCUGUCUCCAGGGGAGGUGUACUGUGUAUGCAGCCUUAGAGUAUCUCUGCCUCCAACCCAGCAGUUCUCUGCCAAAGCCUGUGGAGGAGGGAAGAGUCCUGUCCCUGCCCUCAGGCUCCUCAGUGCUCUUGGCCCUUCUAUUUAUUUGCCUGAUGAUUGCUUCUUUCCUUGCAUUAAAGGAGAUCUUCCCCAAACCCUUGGGCCAAUUUACUGGCCACUAAUUUUGUUUAAAUACCAUUGUGUCACUGGGGAGACUUGUCUUGACCCCUGCUGACCUCCUGCCUGUCCGCCCUGCAGCAGAACCUUGGCGGGUUAUAGGUGAUGAUGGAACUUAGACUGCUCUGCCCAGAGUCACAAGUAGCCUCUGGGAUCUGCCAACACACGUCCACUCCCAAGCCACUAGCCCACUCCCCAGGUGGCCCUUCUGCCCUUACCCCACACACAGUCCAGCUCUUCCACCUCUGGGGAAGAUGGAGCAGGUCUUUGGGAAGCUCCUGCACCCGCCUCUGCCACUCUUAACACUAAGUGAGAGUUGGGAGACACCGAAGCCGUGUUUUUGGCCUCCUGAGGCUAACCCUGAUCCAUAGUGCUACCUGCACCUCUGGAUUCUGGAUUCACAGACCAAGUCCAAGCCCGUUCUUACGUCGCCAUAAAGGCCCCCGAACGGCAUUCUCGGUACUUCUGUUUGUUUUUGUACAUUUUAUUAGAAAGGACUGUAAAAUAGCCACUUAGACACUUUACCUCUUCAGUAUGCAAAUGUAAAUACAUUGUAAUAUAGGAAAUCUUUUGUUUUAAUAUAAGAAUGAGCCUGUCCAAUUUCUGCUGUACAUUAUUAAAAGUUUUAUUCACAGA